AUGGAAAGUGUGAAUUUUGGUGGUGAUAAUCCGUAGCCGCGUUUCGGUCAUACUAUAUGUGUGAUAGCACCUAACAAGAUUGCAUUAUUUGGGGGUGCAGUAGGAGACACAGGACGAUAUGUGAUCACGGGUGAUGUGUAUAUAGGUGACAUGACAACAAAGAAAUGGAAGAGAAUUGAAGCAAGUGGAAGUGUACCAACAAAUAGAGCAGCACAUUAAGCGUUAGCAAUAGAAUUGAAUUAAAUGAUUAUAUUUGGAGGAGCUGUAGGCGGAGGAGGAUUGGCAGAUGACAAUUUAUAUGUAUUUGAAUUAAGAGAUGAUACUGGAACAUGGGUAACAGUGCCAGUCAUAGGUACAACACCAGGGAGAAGGUAUGGCCAUACAAUGGUGCUGAUUAAACCACACUUGAUAGUUUUUGGGGGUAAUACAGGAUAAGAACCUGUCAAUGAUGUUUGGAGUUUUAAUUUAGAGAAAUCACCAUAUUCUUGGUAAAAAUUGGAGUGCUCUUCUGAAUAGCCAAAUGUAAGAGUGUAUCAUUCUGCUGCAUUAUGUACCACAGGAUCAGCAAAUGGAAUGAUGGUAGCAUUUGGAGGUAGAACCAAUGAUCAAGGAGCUUUGAAUGAUACUUGGGGAUUGAGGAAACAUAGAGAUGGAAGAUGGGAUUGGGUGAGAGCUCCAUAUAGAAAUUAAACUGAGUAGCCAUUGUAAAGAUAUCAGCAUUCCACUUUAUUUUUGGGAACAUUAAUGUUGGUUAUAGGAGGCAGAUCUAAUAAUGUUGGAGAAACUCUGCCUUUUGAAAUUUAUGAUACUGAAACAUCAGAUUGGUAUAAGUUUCAGGCAAUCCAAAGAUUUAGACAUUCCUCUUGGUUGAUUGAUUAAUUUUUGUAUUUACAUGGAGGAUUUGACUCUGAUUAACCAAAUAUUCCAACAGAAGGCAUUUUAAGAUUGAACUUAAAUACAAGAUUUGCUUAGACUCCUUAAUUGUUAAGACAAAUGAAUACUAUUAGGACUGAUCAAUCAUUCACUUAAUCAUUCAAUCCAAGACCUCCAACUAAUUAAGCAUAAACUUAAGAUUAAUUUAGAAGAACAAAUUAAUAAUAGCCUUAAGCUAAAAAUUAAAAUACUAAUUAACAAGUGCGAGUAUCUAGUGCAACUAAUAAGAAUAUCAGAUUAGCCAAUUAAGCUAUAGUUGCUAUGACUUAUGGACCAGAGGAAGAUAUAACAAAUUAAGUCAAGAAAGUACCAAUUGAAAAAUUACAGGAUGAACAUAAGAAAUUGGGAGCUGGAUUUCAGGAUCCAAAUUCCCAAAAUAAAUCCUAAUUUUUAGAUUAGUUAUGUCAACCUUUUGUUUAAAACUUAUUGAUUCCCAAGGAUUACCAAUCAAUUCCUCCAAACUCUAAUUUAUUAACCGGAAUAAGAAAGGAAAUGAUAAUUAAAUUAUGUGAUGAAGUUCAACGAGUUUUAGAUAAAGAACCUAUAGUAUUAAGGUUAAGAAGACCGAUCAAAAUAUAUGGAAAUUUGAAUGGCUAAUUUUUGGAUUUAAUGAGAUUUUUUGAUCACUUCAAAGCUCCCUACGAUAACUUAUACAAUGGAGACAUUGAUUCAUAAGAUUAUUUGUUUCUAGGUGAUUAUGUAGAUAGAGGAACAAGAUCUUUAGAGAUAGUGUUAUUAUUAUUCACUUUGAAAUUAAAAUAUGCAGAUCAAAUUCAUCUGCUUCGAGGACAUCAUGAAGAUGCUAAAGUUAAUAAAAUUUACGGAUUUGCAGAUGAAUGCUUCAUAAAAUUUGCAGAGGACAUCAUGGAUCCUAACAGCAUAUAUUAAAGAAUCAAUAGAGUUUUUCAAUAUUUGCCAUUAGCAGCUGUGAUUGAAGAUAAAAUCUUAUGUGUUCAUGGCGGAAUAGGAUAGACUAUGAGAACUGUAGAUGAAAUUGAACUUAUUUAAAGACCUUUGGAGAUUGUGCAUGAUCCAAAAACCAUAGCAUUAGAAUUAUUAUGGUCAGACCCAUGUUUAUCUGAGGAAGAAUUAGAGAAUUAACCGAAUCCAGAGAGAGACAUAUUCUAAAAUAAAUAGAUCAUUAGGUUUGGAACAAAUAGAGUAAGUAAAUUCUUAUAAGAAAAUAAUUUGAACAUCAUCAUACGAUCACAUGAACCAACACUAGAAGGCUUUGAAAGACAGAAUAAUAAUGUCAUUACUGUGUUUUCUUGUCCAGAUUAUGGUACCAAUUCUCAAAACAACAAAGGAUCCAUGCUUACUAUAUCUAAAAGAGGUGAGAUCAUUCCCAAAGUUAUUUUACCUGUAAACUCUACCUCAGAAUCACGAUGGAUAGAUCUAGAAGAACCUAUUCAAAGGAAAAAGGGAUUCGCCAAAUAUGUAGUUAUAGAUAAUGAUGAAUUACAAUUAAGGAAAAGAUAGUUCACUCCACUCAGAUCGAAAAAAUCUUCAUCCUAGAAGUAAUUCGCAUGA
Paramecium tetraurelia is the source of this 2463-nucleotide messenger RNA. RefSeq lists its product as uncharacterized. Lineage: Eukaryota; Ciliophora; Oligohymenophorea; Peniculida; Parameciidae. The record is from RefSeq and is a predicted model, not a curated record. The transcript has 5 exons. Gene Ontology annotation, molecular function: protein binding; hydrolase activity.